Molecule: messenger RNA, 924 nt
Organism: Talaromyces marneffei
Lineage: Eukaryota; Fungi; Ascomycota; Eurotiomycetes; Eurotiales; Trichocomaceae
Exons: 5
Coding region: 1-924 (307 amino acids)
Cellular component (GO): cytoskeleton
Molecular function (GO): actin filament binding
Source: RefSeq, a predicted model, not a curated record
AUGUCUUCAACCGUCACCCAAACCCAGACUCUCCCAACCCGCGUCGUCAGUGUGUCCGAUGCGCUUGCUGAAGAUAGCUUCCCCUCUAUCGUUCCUGCAGAGAAGGAUGCUAAGUUUCAGUCUCUCGUCCGUGGUAACCGGGCUGGUACUUUGAAGCUUCGCGGUAUCCCCAUCCACAAUGACCCAUAUACGAAGAGGAAAUGGAUGAAGGAGCACAUGGCAGCAGCCUUCCGUUUCUUUGGAAAGCAAGGAUAUGGAGAAGGAAUUUCGGGCCAUAUCAGUAUCAGAGACCCCGUGCUUAAAGAUCAUUUCUGGAUCAAUCCCUUCGGCAAGCACUUUUCGAUGAUGAAGGCUUCGGAUUUGGUCCUCGUUGAUAGCGAGGGGUAUGUCUGCGAGGGUGGAAAUCAAGAAGUCAUCAAUGAAGCUGGAUUUAUGAUCCAUUCGGAGAUUCACAAGGCUCGCCCUGACGUGAUUGCGGCUGCGCAUACCCAUGGGAUUUAUGGAAAGACGUGGAGUGCUUUUGGAAAGAAUAUUGAGAUGAUUAGUCAAGAUGCAUGCAACUUUUAUGGCAAGUGCAGCGUCUACGAUGACCAUGGUGGCAUCGCUUUGGCUCAGGAUGAAGGAAUCCAGAUUGCCAAGGCUCUUGGAGAUAAUAUGGCCUGUAUUUUGCAGAAUCACGGACUAUUGACUGUCGGAACUACUGUUGACGAGGCAGCUUUCCUCUUUUACAGUCUGGAUAAGGCUUGCCACUCUCAGCUAAUGGCUGAAGCAGCUGCAGCAAAUGGUAUUCCCAAGAUAAUCAUCUCGGACGAGGUUGCGGCGUACACAGCUAGUUCUGUCCAGAACCCGCAUAAUUUGUACACGGAAUUCCAGCCAGAGUUCGAGCUCAUUGUCGAGGAGUCCAACGGCCGUGUGUUGGAAUAG